AUGAGAAAAAUAAACAUUUGCCUCGUUCUUUUUGUGCUAUUCUAGGUCUCCUUUUAGUACUGUCACUAUUCAAUUUAAAAUAAUAAUGGUUAAUGCAAUUGCUUUGGUGGAUUUUAUGCUAACUCUGCUAAUUGUUUAGUAUGCCCAAAUAAUGGAUUAAGUUUAGGAGGAUCUAUUUCAAUAUCAGAUUGCAAAUAUUGUAACUCUAAUUCAUACUAUUUGGAUUAGGCAGCAACAGAUUCUUAAGGUUCAGUGUGCUUAUUAUGCCCUAAUAACUCCUAGACUCAAACUAAUUAUCCUUAGGGACCUCAAGAUAUUAGUGAUUGUAAUAUUUGCUAACCUGGUUAUUAUCUUUAGACCCCAGCAGUUCCACCUUAAAAUGGUAAUCCUGGCUAAGCUGCAGUUUGCGUUCCGUGCCCAAAUAAUACAACAAGUAAAAUGGGUCCAAAUCCUACUUCAAUCUCUUAAUGUGAUUCAUGCUAAAAUGGGUUUUAUAUUUCUUAGCAAGCAACAGAUUCCCAACCAGCAAUUUGUUCACCUUGUCCUAUUAAUACGACAAAUAGCUACGAUGAACCUUCUAAUUUUUAAUAUAAUAUUAAUGAUUGCACUUCAUGUAUGCCUGGCUAUUAUAAUUCUAAUCAAAACUUUAAUUAACCACCUAUGUGUGUAUAAUGUCCUCCAAAUACAUUUAAUUACAUUACAGGUUCUUUUUCAAUUUCAACUUGUACUUGUAUGGAAAACUCCUAUAUGACAGUUCAGUCAACAAAUAAUUCUGCUCCAACUUGUUUGCCAUGUCCUAAUGGUUCAGGAAACUAUUAACCACCUUUAUUAGCUGGAGAUUAAUCUCAAUGCGACAUUUGCUAAGCGGGUUACUACGCAUCCACGCCAUAUGCAGAUCCUACAAAUGGAAAUCCAGGAAUUGCAUCCUAGUGCCACCAAUGUCCAAAUAAUUCUUAUUCUGACCCCGGACUUUCAUUUUAUGAAUCAAGUUGUUAUAAGUGCAAACUUAAUUAUUACAUGAAAACCGCUCCCGCACUAGGAGUCUCCGCUAUUUGUUAACUUUGUCCUAAUAAUUCUGGUACUUUAAAUCCUAUAACUGAGUAAGGAGAUGAAACUUAAUGUUCUAUUUGCACAGAUGGUUAUUACAUGACUUAAGCAUUUUAAAUAGGAAAAACUGCAUCAUGCUAAAAAUGUCCUCCUGGAUCUACUUCAAAAUAAGGCAUUAAUACUGGUUGCUAUUGCUUUGACUAGAAUGCAACAUGGUCAUCAAAUACAAAUUCCUGCUAAUGUAAUCAAGGUUAUUUUGGUACCCCAGCAACCUCAAUAGGUGCUUAAGGAUGCACUCCUUGUCCUGCAGGUUAAUACUAUUAAUCAGGAAAUUGCGUUGAUUGCCAAGCAGGAUACUACUCAAGUUCACCUGCAAGUCUUUCAUGUACCCUAUGUACUACUGGUAAAUAUGCAUAAGGAACAGGAAAUACAUCUUGUGCUAGUUGUCCAGAUAAAUCUACUUCUUCUUUAGAUUUUUCUAGCUGUUUGUGUUUUGAUUCAAGUGCUAUAUUUAAAAACAAUAUUUGUGUCUGUCCUGAUGGUUAUUUUGGAACACCAAAUUCAUCAAGCUAACCUGGAUGUUCGCCUUGCAGUAAAGGUCAGUAUUCAAAUUCUUCUACUUCUGGAGCAUGUACUGUUUGUCCAGCUGGAUAUUUUGCAGCUAGUAUUGGAAGUUCUUAAUGUUAAUAAUGCAGUGAUGGUUAAUUCGCUUCUGGUACAGGAAAUUCUUCAUGUUAAACUUGUGGUUCAAGUAAAACAAAUAAUAGUGAUUUUACUGAUUGCUAAUGCAUUGAUCCUAACUCUAACUUAAAUGGAGGUAGCUGUAUUUGCAAUCCAGGCUAUAUAGGAACACCAGCAACAUCAAUAGGUGCUUAAGGAUGCACUCCUUGUCCUGCAGGUAAAUACUAUUAAUCAGGAAAUUGUGUUGAUUGUCAAGCAGGAUACUACUCAAGUUCACCUGCAAGUCUUUCAUGUACUCAAUGUACUGCUGGUAAUUAUGCAUAAGGAACAGGAAAUACUUCUUGUGCUAGUUGUCCAAAUAAAACUACAUCUUCUGUAGAUUUUUCUGGCUGCUAGUGUAUAGAUUCAAGUGCUAUAUUUAAAAACAAUAUUUGUGUCUGUCCUGAUGGUUAUUUUGGAACACCAAAUUCAUCAAGCUAACCAGGAUGUUCGCCUUGCAGUAAAGGUCAGUAUUCAAAUUCUUCUACUUCUGGAGCAUGUACUGUUUGUCCAGCUGGAUAUUUUGCAGCUAGUAUUGGAAGUUCUUAAUGUUAAUAAUGCAGUCAUGGUUAAUUCGCUUCUGGUACAGGAAAUUCUUCAUGUUAAACUUGUGGUUCAGGUAAAACAAAUAAUAGUGAUUUUACUGAUUGCUAAUGCAUUGAUCCUAACUCUAAAUUAAAUGGAGGUAGCUGUAUUUGCAUUCCAGGCUAUAUAGGAACACCAGCAACAUCAAUAGGUGCUUAAGGAUGCACUCCUUGUCCUGCAGGUAAAUACUAUUAAUCAGGAAGUUGUGUUGAUUGUCAAGCAGGAUACUACUCAAGUUCACCUGCAAGUCUUUCAUGUACCCAAUGUAUUACUGGUAAAUAUGCAUAAGGAACAGGAAAUACUUCUUGUGCUAGUUGUCCAAAUAAAACUACUUCUUCUGUAGAUUUUUCUGGCUGCUAGUGUAUAGAUUCAAGUGCUAUAUUUAAAAACAAUAUUUGUGUCUGUCCUGAUGGUUAUUUUGGAACACCAAAUUCAUCAAGCUAACCUGGAUGUUCGCCUUGCAGUAAAGGUCAGUAUUCAAAUUCUUCUACUUCUGGAGCAUGUACUGUUUGUCCAGCUGGAUAUUUUGCAGCUAGUAUUGGAAGUUCUUAAUGUUAAUAAUGCAGUCAUGGUUAAUUCGCUUCUGGUACAGGAAAUUCUUCAUGUUAAACUUGUGGUUCAGGUAAAACAAAUAAUAGUGAUUUUACUGAUUGCUAAUGCAUUGAUCCUAACUCUAAAUUAAAUGGAGGUAGCUGUAUUUGCAAUUCAGGAUAUAUAGGAACACCAGCAACAUCAAUAAGUGCUUAAGGAUGCACUCCUUGUCCUGCAGGUAAAUACUAUUAAUCAGGAAAUUGUGUUGAUUGUCAAGCAGGACACUACUCAAGUUCACCUGCAAGUCUUUCAUGUACCCAAUGUACUACUGGUAAAUAUGCAUAAGGCACAGGAAAUACUUCUUGCACUAGUUGUCCAAAUAAUACAACUCCUUUAGCAGAUUUUUCUGGAUGCUAAUGUAUAGAUUCAAGCGCUAUAUUUAAAAACAAUAAUUGUGUCUGUCCUGAUGGUUAUUUUGGUACACCAAAUUCAUCAAGCUAACCUGGAUGUUCACCUUGCAGUAAAGGUCAGUAUUCAAAUUCUUCUACUUCUGGAGCAUGUACUGCUUGUCCAGCUGGAUAUUUUACGGCUAGUAUUGGAAGUUCUUAAUGUUAAUAAUGCAGUGAUGGUUAAUUCGCUUCUGGUACAGGAAAUUCUUCAUGUUAAACUUGUGGUUCAAGUAAAACAAAUAAUAAUGAUUUUACUGAUUGCUAAUGCAUUGAUCAUAACUCUAAAUUAAAUGGAGGUAGCUGUAUUUGCAAUCCAGGCUAUAUCGGCACACCAGCUACCUCAAAGAAUUCUUCAAAUAGUUGCACAGCUUGUCCAGCUGGAUAAUUUACAGAUUUAUCAUCUGGAAAAUGCUCUCCAUGUCCUGCUGGAACAUUCUCAAAUGGUUAAGCUAAUGUAAAUUGCACUUAGUGUAGCUCAGGAUAAUAUGCAAAUGGUACUGGAAAUACUUCUUGUAGCAACUGUGGCCCUGGAUCUACUAACACAGAUGAUUUUUCUGGCUGUAAAUGUUAUGAUUCAAAUGCAGUGGUUUGGUCUGCAGAUAAAAAUUAAUGCUAAUGUGCUGCUAAUUUUUAUGGAGAUGCAAGUUUAGCCACGAGUGUUUCUAAAACUUAAUGUAUAAACUGUCCAAACAAUACAACAUCAAAAAUUGGAGCAGCUAAAACUCAAAAAGAUUGUUAAAAUAUUUCUUCUUCUACUUCUACUUCCUCCUCUUAGAGCUAAUAAAUUGGUUAAUACUCAUUUUCUUAAAUUAUAAAAAUAUCAAUAAUAUUAGCUCUAGUAUUGCUGAUAUGA
Messenger RNA from Tetrahymena thermophila SB210, 4185 nucleotides. Its product is annotated as GCC2 and GCC3 family protein. Gene Ontology annotation, molecular function: protein binding. Lineage: Eukaryota; Ciliophora; Oligohymenophorea; Hymenostomatida; Tetrahymenidae. The transcript has a single exon. The record is from RefSeq and is a predicted model, not a curated record.